Microcebus murinus (gray mouse lemur) is the source of this 1112-nucleotide messenger RNA. RefSeq names its product calcitonin. Gene Ontology annotation, molecular function: hormone activity; calcitonin receptor binding. The record is from RefSeq and is a predicted model, not a curated record. Gene Ontology annotation, cellular component: extracellular region. Lineage: Eukaryota; Metazoa; Chordata; Mammalia; Primates; Cheirogaleidae. Gene Ontology annotation, biological process: adenylate cyclase-activating G protein-coupled receptor signaling pathway; regulation of cytosolic calcium ion concentration.
CCCAGAUCAAGAGUCCCUGCCGCUUAGGCCAGGCGCCCCUGGACCACAACGCUGCUACUGCUGCCCCUGCUCCAAGUCACUGUCCGCCAGAGGGGCAUCAUGGGCUUCCAGAAGUUCUCCCUCUUUCUGGCUCUCAGCAUCUUGGUCCUGUACCAGGUGGGCAGCCUCCAUGCAGCGCCAUUCCGGUCCACCCUGGAGAGCAUCCCGGGCCAGGCUAUGCUGAGUGAGGAGCAAGUGCGCCUCUUGCUGGCUGCGCUGGUGCAGGACUAUGUGCAGAUGAAGGAUGGCGAGCUGCAACAGGAACUGGAGACAGAGGGCUCCAGCCUGGACAGCGCCAGAUCUAAGCGGUGCGGUAGUCUGAGUACUUGCAUGCUGGGCACGUACACACAGGACCUCAACAAGUUUCACACGUUCCCUCAAACUGCAACUGGGGCUAGAGCACCUGGCAAGAAAAGGGAUACAGCCAUCGACUUGGAGAGAGACCACCGCCCUCAUCAUCACUACCCGGAAGAGAGCUUGCGACACUGCCACCUGCGUGACUCAUCGCCUGGCAGACUUGCUGAGCAGAUCAGGUGGUGUGGUGAACAGCAACUUCAUGCCCACCAAUGUGGAUUCUAAAGCCUUUGGCCGGCGUCGCAGAGACCUUCAGGCCUGAGCACCUAAAUGCCUCCAAGAAGGUCACAGUGAAGCCAAACUCUAAGUCUUUUAAUGUAUAAUGAAAGCAAUUUGUAGGAGAGGCUCCAUGGAAGACAUAUAUAUUUGCAUCCUUCAUGAUAUUGAAAACUAUCUUCUUUGUUUGCAAAGAACUAAAGUUAAAUGCAAAAUAAGCUCAUUGCAGUUACCUAUUGUGCAUCCUUUCCAUAUUUCAUUCUGUAUCCAAUAAAUAUGACAGCAUGUCUCAUUGGCUUACCUGGUAGCAAAUCUGGGCCCUAUCAGUCAUCCUGUUAAUGUUGGCAGCUCUGUUGAACCUCAGGGGGACAUGAAAUCACUGCUUCUUGGACACCUGGGGACAUAUGGUAAUUCCGUGCCUUGAUGGAACUAUUGUCUAAAGAAAUGUCAAUGUUGUCAUUUGUGAACUUCAUCAAAAUUAAAAACGUAUUUUCGAUACCCUU